ACAUAGAGAGUAAGAGAGAGAGUCAAUGUGAGUGCACUUGUGCCAGUAAAUACAGCUGCCACACAGAGGGAAGGAUAUAAAACUUUACAUCUGCAAGAGAAAGAUUAAACUCUGAAACAGAAUCACACGUUCUCCUGUUGGGAAGCAGGCAGUAGCGAAGAGAACGUGUUCAAUCAGUAAAGACAGAUCAUCUACUGGAGGAGCACAAUUUAUAAACUGUCAUGGCUCCCAGUUUAGCCCAGGCUUACAGGAGGAGGUGGUGGAUGGCUUGUACAGCCAUUGUAGAGAACCUGCUCUUCUCUGCUGUCCUGCUGGGCUGGGGCUCACUGCUCAUCAUGCUGAAGAACGAAGGCUUCUAUUCCCAUCUUUGUACUGAAAAUGAAACUGUCGUCAGCAACGUGACUUCCAUGAAGAGCAGUGGCUGGCGGAGUUGUGUGGAGCAGGAAGAGGUAUUGAAUCUUGGCUUCACCAUUGGCUCGUUCCUUUUGAGUGCAGCCACUUUACCCCUGGGGAUCCUGAUGGACAGAUACGGGCCACGCCCACUGAGGCUCAUUGGCAGUUCAUGUUUUGCAGCCUCCUGUGCAAUGAUAGCUGCCGCUGCAUAUGACCCUGAAGUGCUGUCUGUCCUCAUCUUCCUCGCCGUCUCCUUCAACGGCUUUGGAGGAAUCUGCCUGACCUUCACCUCACUCACACUGCCGAACAUGUUUGGGAACGUACGAUCGACCGUCCUCUCCCUGAUGAUUGGCUCCUACGCUUCUUCAGCCGUCACCUUCCCUGGUGUCAAGGUAAUUUAUGACCUUGGCGUGUCGUUCCGGGUCAUCAUGUGGGUUUGGUCUGGUAUGGCCUGCUUGGUCUUCCUCAACUGCUUCCUAAACUGGCCUGCUGAAUCCUUCCCUGCACCUGAAGACAUCAGAUACACUAAAAAGGUGAAGCUGGACAUGGUUGUGACAGAGGACGAGACGACUGGAGACAGGUGCAUCACCCAUGUGACUGUCAUGGAAGACAGGAUGGGAGCCAAGCAGCCAGAACCCGAGCAGGCAGACUCCCAAAGCGCAACCCAGGGCUCAGUGCCGCUCUGUCAUUCGAUGUGCUCUCCCAUCUUCCUGUGGAGUGUCAUCACCAUGGCAAUGACCCAGCUAAGGCUGAUCUUCUUCAUGGGUGCCAUGAACAAGAUGCUGGAGUUCCUGGUCACCCAUGGCGACCCCAACCCCUCAGAAGAGCUGCAGAAGGAGGUGGAGGAACAAGUUGGUUUCUACUCAUCUAUCUUCGGUACAAUGCAGCUGCUGUGUCUGCUGACCUGUCCUUUGAUCGGCUACAUCAUGGACUGGAGGAUGGCCGAGUGUAAAGAGGAAAAUGCAAACACACAAACAGUUAAGAGCCAAUCAGAUAACCCAAAGAGAGACAGAAAAAUCCAGAAACUGACCAAUGCCACAAGAGCUUUCAUCUUCACCAACCUCCUAUUGGUCACCUUUGGAAUUAUUUCCUUGAUUGACAACCUGCCCAUACAGGUGGUGUCGUUUGUUCUGCAUACCGUAGUGAGAGGAUUUAUCCACUCCUGCUGUGGAGGUCUUUAUGCUGCUGUGUAUCCAGCCAACCACUUUGGGACACUGACGGGCAUGCAGUCGAUGAUCAGUGCUGCUUUCGCCUUGCUCCAACAGCCACUGUUCAUACUGAUGUUGGGACACCUGAGUGGGGAUCCUUACUGGAUCAAUUUGGCCCUUCUCAUCUUCUCGCUGGUUGGCUUCCUGUUGCCGGGCUAUCUGGUUUAUCACCGUAGGAACCUCAUGAAGGCAAAGGCAGAGCAUGAUAGGCUGGCUGCCAGCCAAUCAGACAAAGAGAACACUCUUUUAACCCAGUCAGAUACUGAAACUGAUAAAAGCCAAGUCAACGGGUAUGCGGCUAAUGGAUACACAUAAAAGCAGACAUACUGCUUAGGAUGAUUGACAGGAGUGAAAUGAUCAGUAGUUUAUGAAUAUUCCCUAAAUGCAACCUCAUUGUGGUGUGAAAACUAUGACACACAGCCAAAACAAAACAGGACACAAAAAUAUACACACAGAAAGUUUUAUUUAUUUUAUUUUUUAUCUUCAGCCAGUAAUAGUGUCACAUAUCGGCACGGUUUUAUCAGACCCAGAGGUUUCAUUUAUAACCCUGAUGUCGGGUUUCUCAUCUAGAAAACAGUCUUUGACUUUUCUCAAGAUGCCUUCAUGUGAUCAUGUAAAUGUGCAAGGGCAUAGAACUGUCACUACCAAUAGCUACCGUAGCAAUAAUUAUGAUCCAAUCAGCGUCUAGUGAAUGUAUUCGGUACAAAACCAGUUAACGGCUCUUGCUCUUUAUGGUGCGUUCCAUUUGACGUGGGAAGUCCGAAUUUCCAAGUUCAAAGUUGGAAAGUUGAAUUUCCGAAUUGUGGAACCGCACUACCCCGACUUUGUGGCUGGCUAGUUGUGAACAACGGCUGGCCAAACGAGGUUUUCCGGCUUGUUGACUGGAACGCGUCAACUCGGGAGUGAUGUCAUUCCCAACUCCGACUUCUGAGGUUAAUGGAUCGCACCGUUACUCUGAGUCCCAUUAGUUAUUAAGUUUUAAAAGGUUUUGCCCCCUCUUUCCCCCAUAUGCCUCACAGUGGUUUGGUCUGUUGCCUAUCUUUUUCAGACCCUCCCUUCUAGUUUGAUUGUCCCCAGCAACACUGACGUGAAAAAUCCACCCUUGUAAAGGUGGCUCUGUGGUUAGCACGGUCACUUCACAACAUGCUGCUCCCUGUGUGGAGUUUACAUGUUCUUCUCCUGUUUAUGGGGUUUUGCUUUCUACGCAAACACCUUAAAUUGCCUGCAAGAGAGAAUAUGAGUUCAUGUGAUGGACCAGUGAACUGCAUGCUGGGAAAAGCUUCAGUUCACAAACUUCAAAAAGGACCAUACCAGUGUUUCUGAAAAGCAUAGCUUAAUUUGAGCUUGAUCCCUCAGAGUAAACAGGUGAAAUGUGUUAUCUUGACAUAGCGAGAUCAUUUAGACAUGUAUUUAAUGUCUACUUUAAAUGGUAGCUUCACAAGUCUGUGUUAAAAAAAUAGACAGGUACCCUGAAACAGGUUUUGCUUGCUGUGUUCAUUUUAAGAAAUCCUCUUUGUUUUUUUGCUGAACAAUGUUUCCCAAUUUAGCUGCUGCCGAAGGAUAGUAACAAAAAGGGGGAAUUGUGUACUAAAAAGACUGUAGCUAACUUGGACUGCUGAAGAUUCAUAUUAACUUCAGAUAAACUUUUGAAUGCAUUUUUGCAUGCUGUGCAUGACUUGCAUUAAAAGUACAUUAGGAAGAGGUCUGUUCAUGGUCAUUAUGAUCAGGAGGAAUUAUUAAAGCAAACAAGACCAGUUCAAAACAUUA
This is a messenger RNA of Micropterus salmoides (largemouth bass), 3368 nucleotides long. It is a transcript of the gene slc43a1b, whose product is annotated as solute carrier family 43 member 1b. The record is from RefSeq and is a predicted model, not a curated record. Lineage: Eukaryota; Metazoa; Chordata; Actinopteri; Centrarchiformes; Centrarchidae. Gene Ontology annotation, molecular function: neutral L-amino acid transmembrane transporter activity; L-amino acid transmembrane transporter activity. Gene Ontology annotation, biological process: neutral amino acid transport; transmembrane transport. The coding region runs from base 222 to 1916 and encodes 564 amino acids. The transcript has 15 exons.